Molecule: messenger RNA, 1995 nt
Organism: Lolium perenne
Lineage: Eukaryota; Viridiplantae; Streptophyta; Magnoliopsida; Poales; Poaceae
Source: RefSeq, a predicted model, not a curated record
AUGGCCGACCUCAUCAGCGCCCUCCCAGAUGAUCUGCUUCUCCAGGUCCUUGGCCGCCUCCCCCUCACCGCCGCCGCCGCACGCACCAGCCUGCUCUCCCGCCGGUGGCGCGGCCUCUGGACCCGCCUCCCAAACAUCACCUUCCGCGAAGUCGCGCUCGAUCGUCUCGGAUCGGCGCUCGCGUCGCUCAGAGACGCAGCGGUUGGCCCUGGGGUGCCCUUCCUCGACAUCGCGUUCGACUCGGCCCAAGCUGCGGCCGGGGUCGACGACGGCUUCACCAGGGACGGGCUUCAGAAGAGGGUGCUCGCCGGCCUCCCUUCGCUGCUCCACGCCGCUGCAGGGCUCUCGCCGGUGGAGUUCCACCUGGCCCUCCCGCGCCGCCUGGACGUUGGCGCAGACGUGGAGCUGCCACGUUUCCACCGAGCCACCUCCAUCCACCUGUAUGCGCUGAACCUCCGCCUCACGCUGCCACCGUCCACCGGCGGCUUCCCCAAGCUCGAGACACUGUCCCUCUCGGGAUACCGCGUCGACCUCGCCGCAUUGGUCCGCCACUGCCCGUGCCUGCGCGUGCUCAGGGUGACCCAAGCUACCCUAGGCGCCGACAUCAACAUCCGGUCGGAGUCGUUGCAGAAGCUGUUUCUGCGGACCAAUGAAACUCGCAGGUGGACAGACUCGAUCAACAUCGAGGCCCCCAAGCUCAAGCGAUUGACGCUGCUCUUCCGCACCGACACCGGUGCCAGGCUCAGCGUGUCCCUGGUGGCACCACUUCUGGAGAAGGUAUCAUGGUGCUGCUCGUAUGCCACCAAGGGUGCUGGCCUUGCUCCUUGGGGCCUCUCAAUGGCGCGCUUAUAUGCUGCAGAGAGCCUCGGACAGCGGGUGACCACCUGUGCCGGGGAAGACUCAAGGUCGUCGCAGCUCUCCAACGUCAAUGUCCUGUCCCUUAAAAUCACUGCUCGUGGCCCGGUUCAUGCACAGCUCAACUUUCAGCAGCAGAUAGAGAAACAUCUCGUUACCGACUUCGCUGUUUUGGACCUCACAUUGGUGUAUGAUGAUCCUUGGAGAUCGCAUAGGCACGGUUUUGGACCGUUUGUGUUGCAUCUACUGGAGAUGCAUCGGAUCCGCGCUGCUACACGACGACUUCAGAUCCAAUUUAUCAGACACCAGGUGAAAGAAAAGUGCCCAGUAAAUUGCCCCUGCGAUGAGCCCAAGAACUGGAGAAGCAAAGAUAUCUCCUUGAUCAAUCUUGAAGAAGUGGAAAUCAAAGGCUUCGUAGGGGAGGAUCAUGAGUUUGAUUUCUUAAGAGUGAUAUUUAGAUGCGCACCAAUGCUUAAAAAGAUGUGCUUGUGGGUGUCAGGUGAGGCCACCACAGGUAACGAUUGGUGCACGAAAAUGCACCAAGUCUUCAAGGAGUAUCCUUUCGUGGAGUGCAGCUUAAUGCAACGUUGAUCUUAGUUCCGGGUCGAUGCACAUCAGCGAAAGUUAUGUGUUGACCUGAUCCAGCCUCUACUGUGAGGACCAACUCCUUUCAGAAUUUUCCUUCAAUGGACAAACUGAGCCGCUGAGGUGUUUAUUUUAGCGAUGCAAUGGAGCUACAGGAUGCAACUUGUGUACUCUACUCUUAAUUUACCCUUGGCCUAUGUAUGGCAUUAUUAAUCCUUGAAGCAAAUCACUGAAGCCAUCUAAUGCCAUAGUUUCUAUGACACUGUCAAAUUUAGUGUACUCAAUCUGUGUCAGUCAAAAUAAUGCUUUGUUAAGCCUGCCGCUUCGAUGCUUUUCUUCACCAAAAGCUGGAACACCAGAGAAGAAUGUUCACGUUGUCCUCUCUUUAUGUGGAGCAUGUGACUAGUGUGCUAAUGAUCCCAUCUUCGGUGGCCACAGGAACCUAAUUAGCCCCGUGAUUAGCUCACUCACAUCCCAUCACUGGCAUGUGAAAAGUGCGCUGCUGCUUGGAAAAAGAAAAAUGAAGUGCCUGCGGCAGGCAAGGCAUGCACGUUG